Molecule: messenger RNA, 2094 nt
Organism: Funneliformis geosporum
Lineage: Eukaryota; Fungi; Glomeromycota; Glomeromycetes; Glomerales; Glomeraceae
Source: the annotation of a GenBank genome assembly
AUGGAUGGAGUAGAAAAUGAGGAAAAAUUUGCCGAUAACUUAAAAAGUAUUCGGGAGAAACUGGGAGUUGAACCACUGCCGGUUCAGUUUCCGAUUGGUGCUGGUCGAGAAUUAAAAGGAAUAGUAGAUAUAAUUGAGCAAAAAGCUUAUUAUUAUUCUCAAUUAGGUAAUAAGGAAAAAGCCAAGGAAGAGGAGUAUCAAAUAAAAGGAAUUCCUUCCCAAUUAGUAGCAAGAACUAAAAAAUAUCGACAUGAAUUAGUAGAAAAAAUAGGAAAAGUAAUUGAACAAAAUGAGGAACUGCUUCUAAAACAUUUGGAGGGACAAGAAUUAUCGGCUGAGGAGAUCAAAAAAUUGCUGCGUCAAGCCACUUUAACCGGUGAAUAUUUUCCAGUAUUUUGUGGUUCGGCUUAUAAACAUGUAGGAGUGAAAUUGCUUUUAGAUGGAGUGAUAAAUUAUUUACCUUCCCCAUUGGAUGUAGGCGAAAUACCUACUUUCUCGCUCCUAGACAGAACUAAAGUAGGCUCAGUUAACUGUAAUAGUCCCCUACCUUAUUUAGCUCUGGUUUUUAAAAUUGUAUUCGAUGACCGCAAUCAGAGAGUAACGUUUAUUCGAGUUUAUGCAGGAAAGAUUUCAGCCGGCUCGCAAAUCUAUAAUGUUAAUCAAGGAAAAGAAGAAAGGGUAAGGAGCCUGGUUCGAAUGCACGCUGACAAUAAAGAAAAAAUUGGCGAGGUAGGUGCGGGUGAUAUUGCAGCCAUAAUCGGUUUAGAAUAUGCUAUUACCGGUGAUACCUUUGGGGAUAAAAAGAAUUCUUUACUACUAGAGACCAUUGAUUUUGCUGAGCCAGUGAUUUCCCAAGCCAUUGAACCAAGAACUAACAAAGACAAGGAUAAAUUAAGAGAUGCCUUAGAAAAUUUAAAAAUUCAAGACCCCAGUUUUAAAUAUCGAAUGGAUCGCGAGACUGGGCAAAUGAUUAUUGCUGGGAUGGGAGAACUUCAUUUAGAAGUUUCGGUAGAAAGAUUACGAAAAGAAUAUAAGUUAGAUCUGGAAAUUACGCUUGAACCUAACGAAAAAGGUAAAGGUUUUGAAUUUAUAGAUGCCAAAAAAGGUCAAGAUAUGUCGAAUAAAGAUGCAGAAGAAGUGAAAGAAGGAUUACAGGAAGUUGUCUCUUCCGGUUUACUUUUAAAUUAUCCUCUAUUGGAUGUAAAAGCUACUUUAUUAGGGGGUAAAAGACACGAAGUAGAUACUCAACCAGGAGAUUUCAAAAGUGCCGCAGUUUUAGCUUUCCGAGGUGAUGGAGUAGCCGAAAAGGAAAAAAGGAUUCAAGAAUUAGGAGUAAUUUUAUUAGAACCAGUUAUGCAAAUAGAAGUAGUAGUUCCCAAAGAUUAUAUGGGAGAUAUUUUGGCUGACCUUGGUUCACGUCGCACGGUAAUUGAAAAUACUGAGGAAAAAGAAGGAAGUGCUUAUAUCAGUGGCAAAACUCCAUUAAAGGAAAUUCUUAGUUAUUCAACUACUUUGCGGCAAUUGACUAAGGGUCGAGGAGAAUAUUCGAUGCAUUUAUCCCGUUACCAAGAAGUUCCGAAAAAAAAAUAUCAAUCAAGGUUAAAAGAGCAUGCUGAAGCCGAUUUAUUGGAAAACGAGGAGCAAAGAGUAAAAAUGAUUCAGUUCAUGAGUAAUGAGGAUUAUUCUCUCAUUGACACCACUGCUCAUUUUUAUGAAGAAGUAAAAAAACUAGUAGGUGAAGAAAAAGGCAGUCAUAAAAAGAAGAAAGAGAUUCCGCUAGUAAAUGAAUAUCCUUUCCUAAUUGAGGAUUUAUGUGGUCGAGUUGAAGCGGCUCAAAAAAAAUUAGAGCAGUUCGAACAAAAUAAUAACGAUAAUAAUGAACAACAAAAACAAGUAUUACAAAUUAAAAACCAGGAAUUAGAACAGCAAUUAGCCAAUCAAUCAUUAAGCGAAGCCGAAAAACAACUUAAAAAACAAGAGUUAGCCGUUAAUCGUAAAUUAUUGGCAGAAAAAGAGCAGGAACUAGCCAAAUUACGGAAACAAAAACCAACAAAUCCUACUAAUACCGAAACCGGUAAUAAUAAACUAAAUUGA